Trichophyton verrucosum HKI 0517 is the source of this 270-nucleotide messenger RNA. RefSeq lists its product as uncharacterized. The coding region runs from base 1 to 270 and encodes 89 amino acids. The record is from RefSeq and is a predicted model, not a curated record. The transcript has a single exon. NCBI's taxonomy places the organism in Eukaryota, Fungi, Ascomycota, Eurotiomycetes, Onygenales, Arthrodermataceae.
AUGCAGCAGGAGAUAAGUCAGUUGAAGCUCUUCAGCAUGCAUGUCUUAGGAGGGGAGAGACUUACGGGACGUUCAGCUAUGAUCUCAUCUAAGCUCUGGUCCAUGUUUGAUUAUGGUAUGGUUGGCAACGAAGCUGCGAGACAGACGGGGGCGGUCGAGAAGGGUAUAUGGUCUCCGCCAGCUCUUCAAUGCUUUGGCAAUGAGUAUGAAGACAGAGCUAACGUCGCUGUCAAUUGUGCUGUCGGUGUUGAUGCUGUUGUCUAUAAUUAA